Molecule: messenger RNA, 341 nt
Organism: Meloidogyne enterolobii
Lineage: Eukaryota; Metazoa; Nematoda; Chromadorea; Rhabditida; Meloidogynidae
Source: the annotation of a GenBank genome assembly
CAAUGGAAUUUCUAAAGCAUGAAAUAGGUGAAUUCACUCCAGAUGCAAAAACAGAAUCAAGUAUUCGACGUUCAGCAGAACUUUAUAUAACUACAAAUCCAGUAUUCAAAGCAGAGCGUGAGGAUAUCACACGACAACGACUAGUGUUUGCCGCAAUUGUAGGUGAUCACUACGAUGUCCUUUUCAAUGGAACGAGUAAUGAACGUGGUCCUUUGUGGGAAGAGAUUCGCUUAUUUAUGAUUGAGAAUGGUGCAGCAACAUUAGUUGAUAAAGAUUGGAAAUAUACGGGCAGUUGUUAUUGGCAGAAUAUUCGAAAGGUGAAUUUUGAAAUUUUAACUUAA